This is a messenger RNA of Fopius arisanus, 658 nucleotides long. It is a transcript of the gene mRpL52, whose product is annotated as mitochondrial ribosomal protein L52. The record is from RefSeq and is a predicted model, not a curated record. Gene Ontology annotation, cellular component: mitochondrial large ribosomal subunit. Lineage: Eukaryota; Metazoa; Arthropoda; Insecta; Hymenoptera; Braconidae. Gene Ontology annotation, biological process: mitochondrial translation. The transcript is spliced from 4 exons. Bases 162 to 590 code for a protein of 142 amino acids. Gene Ontology annotation, molecular function: structural constituent of ribosome.
UUAUGUCCGAUCAGAGACAUGAACCUAUUAGUUUAUUCCCUUUAUUUACACAAGUUGAGACUAUCUGAUUUAAUUAUUUCAGAAGACAUCUCAGUGUUACUAAGAAAAUAAGUGCAAUUCGAAUUUUCAGAUUUUUGAUUAUUGCAGAGGAUUAUUUUAUCAUGAUGUCAUUAUUUAGCAGAUUAUUCACUCAUACCAGAUUUAUCAGACACGUCGUUGCGAUUAAUAAUUUGAGUGGAAUUCAUACGACGUGUGUCACACGACUGGAUCAAGGCUGGCGACGAAAGAUGCGUCUACCAGAAAAUCCAAACGCUUUCGGCCCGUUGACAAAUCUGCCAGAUUAUUCCUUCGCAGAUGGAAGACCAACGCCUUUCGGAACGAGGAUGCUCAACAGAAUCAAUAAACAACGAGAAAUAUUGAAAAGAGUGAGAACCCUCACGAGUGAGGUUGAUUACGCAGUCCAGAGGUACGAGAGAAUCCAGGGAGAGAAGGCAAAAUAUAGAAAGAGCAUUCUAGAAUCAAAACUCAAGCCAAAGGGGACGAAAUUAGCGAUAGCCAUGUCUGAGGUUUCAAAAAAACCACCAAGUUAAUUACUCCGCAUUACUAAGUUAAACACGUCGAUCAAUAAACGAAUGUUAAGCAAACACUUUUUAAAUGA